AGGGUUGGGGCAGUGUUUGCGACAGUGAGUGGAAGAAACGCCCGCCGCAGGCGUCUUUUGCGACGGAGGCGCGCGAAGCGCCCAAAUGCACUUUGCGACACCCAUCGCGCGGCGCCCGGGACCCACCCCUUGCCGGGGGAAAAGACGUAUCCGAGUGUUCGCGUCCACAGCACGGGUCGUGGCUUCCCGUCACAGACACGCUUUAGAGCGGGACGGACAAAAGCCCGCGGUACAAAGCCACGUCUCCGUCCUCCGGGAGGCCGGCACCGGAAAUGUCGCAAUCCACCCACGCAUCACAGCCCUCCUCGGCCUGGUCCCGCACCUCCUGCCGCCCGCCACCUCCCCGCCCCACCCCGCACCCUGGGCAUCGCACCCCUGCAGUGAGCUGACGGUGUAGGGGGGACCGCGGGGGGGGGGAAGCCCGCGGCGGGUCAGGACCAACUUGAGCUCCGAGUCCAGGAGACCCUUGGAUUUUAAAAACCCCUCACACCGAGCCCCAGAGACACCCCGGCGGGCCAUGUCAAAGGCACCGGGGCUGCAAACGCCCGGAGGUCACCGGAGCGCGCCCGGCAGAACCCGCCGAGGACGCCGCCGAAGCUGGAGGCGCCUCGGGCUAUGACGUCACAAGGCUCCGCGCCCCCCGGCCCGGCCCCUUGGCUGUGAUUGGCUGAUUCGGAGCAGGGCGGUGAUGGAGCAGGGCGGGAACAAAUCACAGAGACAAAGAGAGCCUCUGGGUGUGACGAUUGGGGACGGGCGUGCGGAGGGGCUCCCGGGCUGAGGUCCUCCCGUCGAUAGCCUUGGGUUCACCUGCUCCAGCGCCCCGGAGCCCCGCGGCCCAGGCGGAGGCGGUCCAGGCUGACCCCGAGCCCCCAGCGCCCCGCCCACCGCGGUGGGGGCAGGGCCGAGGGGCGGGGCUAUGUGGAGCCGGGCGGCCCGGCGGAGCAAUUGAAGCGGCGGCUACCGACCGACCGAGUGGGGAGCCAUGGAGAAGCCGGAGCCUCUCGCAUCCGUUAGCGGCCUCAGUGCGGAAUCCCCUCGGGGGGUUCCUAGGGCAAUACCUGGAGGUGUCAGAGGUAUACCCGCUGACACCGGACUGCCCCCCGGGGUAGCCUUGUUUCGCGCUGCUGGCCCCCUCUCGCAUCCCGGGGGCAUUGUCAUCCGCAGUCCUGGGCCCAUCCGGCACUCUGAAGAGGCAGUGACCCUCAGUUCCGGACCCUGUCCCCAACUCGGGGAGGUUGCAGGCAGUAGUCUUGGGUCCAGCAAAUCCUCUGGCGCAGCUAGGGGGUCCAUCCCUGGGCCGGGGGAGUCCAAAGUGUACAGUUCGGAGAGUAGUCCACAGUCCGGGCCAACUUUUUUGCACUCUCAAAACUUUGAGGAGCGGCCCCGGAGCAUCCUAAAAAACAGCAGCUCCAUCUUGAUGAAGAAGACCUCCAGUGGGGAGAAGAAGUCUCAGCGCUGGGAUGAAAUGAACAUCUUGGCCACCUACCACCCUGCUGACAAAGACUAUGGCUUUAUGAAGGCGGAUGAGCCCAGCACCCCCUACCACAGGCUGCAAGACAAUGAUGAGGACCUGUCUGCCGGGUCUUCUCCCACGGUGACCCCUGAAUCACUGUCAGAGAGGUUUGCCACAAUGGACAAUUUCCUUCCCAAGGUCCUCCAGUAUGGAGAUAACAAAAACUCCAAGACUGCAGACACCUUUGCCAAGACACACUCCAGUGAUUUUGACAAGCACCGAAAGAUACAUUACAAUGAAGGGAAGUUCCUGAAGACCCUGAAAAGCCUGCCCUUGACCAAUGAGGACGAUAGCAGCGGGACAAGUGCCAGCAUCAGCAGCAGCAGUCAGAGCGGGCUGACGGACCCGAAGCCCAGGCCUGCCGAGAAAGGCUGGCCAGGAAGGCUGGCCCCAGGAGUCAAAAAUGACACUGUCCUGGUGACUGACAGCCGUGGCCUAGACGCCAAUGAUUCUGCUGCUUUCAGAAACCAGUUCCCCGCAGCGUCAGACUCGGCCAUCAGGGAGCAGACUGCCCUGCAGCGAAAGGAGUAUUACAGUCAAGGAAGGUACCUGAGGUCCUGUUCCCACCCGGAGAUCGGAGAGGCUAUGGAAGACGAAGAGAUGAACAAUGAUACCUUGCGGCUCCAGUGGACUCAGGAAAAAGAACCUAGACCGUGGAAAAUGUAGCCAGCUAAGGACGGGGGGAGGGCAGCCCUCCCCUGCCCUUACCACUCUACUAGUGGACAAUAAAGAGAACAUCAGGAA
Messenger RNA from Peromyscus maniculatus bairdii (prairie deer mouse), 2257 nucleotides. RefSeq lists its product as uncharacterized. The record is from RefSeq and is a predicted model, not a curated record. Gene Ontology annotation, biological process: regulation of signal transduction. Lineage: Eukaryota; Metazoa; Chordata; Mammalia; Rodentia; Cricetidae. Gene Ontology annotation, molecular function: protein phosphatase inhibitor activity.